CUUCUCUCACUCUCUCAAGCUCACUUACUCUCAAAAAAUGGCAUUAUAUACUCAAAUCUUAAGGAUAAUCACGCAUAAGCCCAAAUCCAAAUAUUUUUCUUACAUUUCAGUCCCUCCCUUCUCUACCACAAAUACUGCUGCAACCUGUGUUUAUGAUCCUCCUCCGCCACAGCUUCCUCCAUUUGAUUAUAGUCCCAAGCCAUAUAAAGGUCCAAUGGUUGAUGAAAUUCUCAGCAAGCGAAACAAGUUUUUGGGUUCCACUCUUUUUCACUAUUAUGAAAAACCAUUGAAUCUUGUUGAAGGAAAGAUGCAGUAUUUGUUUGAUGAAAAUGGGAGAAGAUAUUUGGAUGCAUUUGGUGGAAUAGUGACUGUGUCAUGUGGGCAUUGUCAUCCUGAGGUUUUGAAGGCUAUAAUACAACAAAGCAAGCUUCUUCAGCAUACUAAUACUAUUUAUUUACAUCAUGCUGUUGCUGAUUAUGCUGAGGCUUUAGCUGCCAAGAUGCCUGCAAAUCUCAAGUCUGUGUUUUUUGUAAAUUCGGGGUCGGAAGCUUGUGAAUUAGCAACACUGAUGGCCAGACUCUACACCGGAAAUCUUCAAAUGAUCUCUAUGAGAAAUUCAUUUCACGGUGCAAGUUCUAGCACAGUUGGCCUUACUGCUUUAGGAAUGUGGAAAUUCCCAAUACCACAGGGGGACGUUCAUCAUGUUAUGAACCCGGAUCCAUAUCGAGGGGUCUUCGGUUCGGAUGCGUCUAAAUAUGUCAAAGAUGUGCAGGAUUACAUCGAUUAUGGGACUUCCGGAACAGUUGCUGGGUUUAUAGCCGAAUCGUUUCAGGUUGGAUUUGGAGGAGCAACAGAAGUGGCACCAGGAUACCUGAAAAUGGUUUAUGACAUUGUACGCAAUGCUGGUGGAGUUUGCAUUGCCGAUGAAGUUCAAACCGGAUUUGGCCGGCCAGGAACCCACUUUUGGGGUUUUGAGUCACAUGGGGUCAUUCCUGACAUAAUUACCUUGGCUAAGGGGAUUGGCAAUGGUUUACCGUUAGGAGCAGUGGUGACAACACCAGAAAUAGCAAAAGUGAUGUCCCAACAUGUUCAAUUUAAUACAUUUGCUGGAAAUCCUGUGUGCUCAGCCGGUGCUCAUGCUGUUCUCAGAGUCAUUCACCAAGAAAAGCUUCAACAAAAUUGCGCAAAAGUUGGUUCCCACCUGAUUAGCCGCUUGAAACAUCUUCAGCAGAAACACGAUAUCAUCGGAAAUGUGAGAGGGAGUGGCUUAAUGAUCGGCGUAGAGCUUGUGACGGACAGGCAAGCAAAGACCCCUGCUAAACAAGAAACUCUACAUCUGUUUGAGAAUCUUAGAGAGCUAGGUAUUUUAAUUGGGAGAGGAGGAAUACAUGCUAAUGUUUUUCGAAUAAAGCCACCAAUGUGUUUCACCAAAGAUGAUGCAGAUUUUCUUGUAGAUGCUAUGGACUAUGUUAUGUCAAAGGUGUGAAUUAUUGUAUCUGUUUGAAAUGAAUCUAUCAAAUAAUUAUGUUUCUGUUUCAUGGUCAUCUCCAAGGGGAACAUUGAAACUUGAUAAUCUGAGAUAAGUUUGUGACUUAUCUGCUGAUAUGAAUCUGGAACUGUGGAAGUCAAUAAUAAAGAUGAACCCCGAAAAGGGGAACAUUGAAACGAAAAA
This is a messenger RNA of Mercurialis annua (annual mercury), 1672 nucleotides long. Its product is annotated as alanine--glyoxylate aminotransferase 2 homolog 1, mitochondrial-like. The coding region runs from base 38 to 1486 and encodes 482 amino acids. Gene Ontology annotation, biological process: glyoxylate catabolic process. Lineage: Eukaryota; Viridiplantae; Streptophyta; Magnoliopsida; Malpighiales; Euphorbiaceae. The record is from RefSeq and is a predicted model, not a curated record. The transcript has 9 exons. Gene Ontology annotation, cellular component: mitochondrion. Gene Ontology annotation, molecular function: pyridoxal phosphate binding; L-alanine:glyoxylate transaminase activity.